Rhopilema esculentum is the source of this 1191-nucleotide messenger RNA. RefSeq names its product tRNA N6-adenosine threonylcarbamoyltransferase. Gene Ontology annotation, biological process: tRNA threonylcarbamoyladenosine modification. NCBI's taxonomy places the organism in Eukaryota, Metazoa, Cnidaria, Scyphozoa, Rhizostomeae, Rhizostomatidae. Gene Ontology annotation, cellular component: EKC/KEOPS complex; cytoplasm. The record is from RefSeq and is a predicted model, not a curated record.
CAUUUUAUUUUCCCUGUGUCAAAACGGUAACGAGGUCCGAGGUGCAAUGGCGGACGACAUGAGGAGAUAGAGGGUGACUCCACUCUAAAUUUCGAAAUGACUAUAGUAAUAGGUCUUGAAGGAAGUGCCAACAAAAUUGGAAUCGGUAUAAUAGAAGAUGGAAAGGUGCUGUCAAAUGUUAGAAGGACCUAUGUUACACCGCCUGGUCAAGGUUUUCUGCCAAGAGAUACUGCGAAACAUCACCAGCAAAAAGUCUUAGAAGUAUUAAAAGAAGCAUUGGAGGUAGCAAAGGUGAAGGCAUCCCAGAUAGACUGUAUUGCAUUUACUAAAGGGCCUGGAAUGGGUGCUCCACUUGUGUCUGUAGCUGUUGUAGCAAGGACAAUCGCACAGUUAUGGGAUAAGCCAUUAGUUGGUGUUAAUCACUGCAUUGGACACAUUGAAAUGGGUAGGCUUGUAACUGGAGCUGCCAAUCCAACAGUUCUCUAUGUCAGUGGUGGAAAUACACAAGUGAUAGCAUAUUCUGAAAAGAGAUACCGAAUUUUCGGUGAAACAAUCGAUAUAGCCGUUGGUAACUGUUUAGACCGAUUUGCACGAGUUCUUAAGUUAUCAAACGAUCCAAGUCCUGGAUACAAUAUCGAGCAAAUGGCUAAAAGAGGCUCGAAAUAUGUCGAAUUGCCAUACACAGUAAAAGGCAUGGAUGUUAGCUUUUCAGGUAUUCUGUCAUAUAUUGAGAUGAUGGCUGAAAAAUUGUUAUCUUCUGGUGAAUGCACUCCCGAAGACCUGUGCUUUUCUUUACAAGAGACGCUGUUUGCUAUGCUGGUUGAAAUAACAGAAAGAGCAAUGGCGCACUGUGGCUCAGAAGAAGUCCUAAUUGUUGGAGGUGUUGGUUGUAACGUGAGAUUGCAAGAAAUGAUGCAACGAAUGACCGAAGAAAGGGGUGCUAAAUUGUUUGCUACUGAUGAAAGAUUUUGUAUUGACAAUGGAGUGAUGAUUGCUCAAGCAGGCUGGGAAAUGUUUCGAUCAGGACACGUGACACCAAUGGAAGACACUUGGUGUACGCAAAGGUAUCGCACAGAUGAAGUUGAAGUUACUUGGAGGGAUUGAACAGCUUAUUAUAAUUUUUCUAUCCUGAUGAUACUAAAUAGAUUUUAUAUCAAAUAGUCCUUCUCAAUAUAUUGUGCAUUAAUUUGA